AUGUCUUCACCAAGCUCUGCCAACGUUGUUGCCCUUAGGGGACAAAAGCGAAAGGCAGAUGAAGAUCUUUUGGAGGCCAUCAAGAAGAGACGCUUCGACUACCUUAAGGAGAUCGAAGAAGAGAAGCAGAAGCGCGAGGAGCUGGCCAGGAUAUUGGAGGAGGAUGAGGAGGAAGACGAGGACUUCACUGCAUUCGGCAGAUCAAUUUGUGAUUACUUCUAUGAUCACACAUAUGAGGAUCCAGAAAAAGAAGACUUGAGAAUACAGGUGAGUAAUUUUGAAUUGAUUUCGAGGGGUUUUGGAUACUUUUGGAUACUUCUUGUGGAAUUUUUGGGAUUCGUUUGAAUUUUCGUGAUACUUUUGGAUACUUUUAGUGGGAUUUUUGAUCUAAUUUUGAAUUUCUAGGGAUACUUUUUGUUGGAUUUUUUCAUAUUCUUCCGAAAACUUGGACUCUUUAAGCGCUGUUAAAACAUGAAAAAAUACCAAAUUCUUAUUUUUUUUGAUCUCAAAAAUAAUUUGCAAUAACAUUUUAUUGUUGCUUUAGCUUAUAAAUGACCAGUUUAAACCCAUUUAUUAUUUGCUGACAAUUUCUUUUUUCAGGAACUGCUCAGAGAAAUGGAAGAACAGAAGACGAUGAAGAGGUUGCAAUAUGAGGCCGACGAGGAAGCAGACUACUACAGUAGUCUGUACGACGAGCUGUAUGGGGAAGAUGAUGAAGAUGGUCAUGAAUUGGAUGUGGAAGAAGAAUGGGCAGAAGUAGAUUUGGAUGAAGAAGAGUUUGAGGAAGAAGAAGAAGAAGAAGAAGGUCAGUUGGUAGAAGAAGAGGAAGAAGAAUGCUUGGAAGAAGAGGAAUUUGAAGAAGAAGAUCAAGAAGAUCGGGAGCUGGAAGAGGAAGAAGAAUAUUUGGAAGAAGAGGAGAUUGGAGAAGAAGAAGAAGAAGAAGGUCAGUGGAUUGAAGAAGAGCAGGAAGAAGAAUAUUUGGAGGAGCGCUAUGAAGAAGAGCAGGAAGAAGAUGAAGAAAUCGAUGUUAUUAAUAUUUAA
This is a messenger RNA of Bursaphelenchus xylophilus (pine wood nematode), 1041 nucleotides long. Lineage: Eukaryota; Metazoa; Nematoda; Chromadorea; Rhabditida; Aphelenchoididae. The record is from the annotation of a GenBank genome assembly.